Limanda limanda (common dab) is the source of this 5168-nucleotide messenger RNA. RefSeq names its product FERM and PDZ domain containing 1b (gene frmpd1b). Gene Ontology annotation, cellular component: cytoskeleton. Bases 54 to 5168 code for a protein of 1704 amino acids. NCBI's taxonomy places the organism in Eukaryota, Metazoa, Chordata, Actinopteri, Pleuronectiformes, Pleuronectidae. The transcript has 16 exons. Gene Ontology annotation, molecular function: protein binding. The record is from RefSeq and is a predicted model, not a curated record.
CGAGAGGGUAUUUGUGUUCUGGAGUCCUGAAGAGACAAGCCACAUCACGAUAAAUGGAGGAGAAGGAGCGAUGUAGGAGCAGGUCUCCGGCUCGGAGGGCCAGUCGGGUGCAGCAGGUGGUGGGAACAAUAAUACGACGCACCCGGGAGUCGCUAAGCAGAGAGCGGUUGCUAGGUGAUGGGAGGUCGCAGCGCUCCAACAGUCUGUCCAGUCAGAACUUCCUGGCCAAGCUGACGCUGCAGAUCACCAGGGACCCGGUCCUGGACAGCAGCACUGGACAUGGCUUCACCCUCACCCCACAUGCACCCCUGCUGGUCAGGGACAUUGCCGCAGGGAGUCCUGCAGAUGGGAUACUGUUCCCUGCGGACCAGGUACUGCAAAUUAAUGAUACAGUGCUGGAGGAUCUGAGCACAGAGCAGGUGGAAGGCAUCUUAAGGGACUUGGAGGAUUGUAUCACUGUGACUGUUCUGCGGUACAUGACGAAUCCCAAGUCCUCCAUCAUGUCAGCGGAGAAGAGAGCUCGUCUGAGGAGUAAUCCAGUUAAAGUGCGCUUUGCGGAGGAGGUGGUGGUCAACGGGCACACUCAGGGAAACUCUCUUCUCUUCCUGCCCAAUGUCCUGAAAGUCUAUUUAGAGAACGGGCAGACCAAGGCCUUCAAGUUUGAUAAUACCACCACUGUCAAAGACAUUGUUCUGACCCUGAAGGAUAAACUGUCCCUCCGGGCCAUCGAGUACUUCGCCCUGGUGCUAGAGCAACAGUACAGCAUCAACAAGCUGCUGCUGCUGCACGAAGACGAGCUCAUGCAGAAGGUGGUGCAGAAAAAAGACUCCCAUGAUUACCGAUGUUUGUUCAGGGUGUGUUUCAUCCCCAAAGACCCCAUGGACAUGCUGCAGGACGACUCCUCUACCUUUGAGUACCUCUUUUUACAGAGUGUCGGGGACGUGUUGCAGGAGCGUUUUGCAGUAGAGAUGAAGUGUAACACUGCACUCCGCCUGGCAGCGCUGCACAUGCACGAGAGACUGGACAGCUGUGGACAGACCAGGACCUCUAUCAAGAGUAUCACGAAGGAGUUUGGCCUGAACAGCUUCAUCUCUCCCACGCUGCUGAGCAACAUGAGGGAGAAGGACCUGAGGAAAGCCAUCAGCUACCACCUCAAAAAGAUCCAGUCCCUGCUAGAGCCACGGCACAAGGUAAUAUCUGCUACUCAGGCUCGAGUGGCCUACCUCACUCAGCUUGGAGAGCUGAUUUCAUACGGAGGGCGAUCAUACUCGGCUACAAUGAUGCUACAAGACAGGGAGGUGGUGGUCAGCCUGCUGGUCGGAGCCAAGUACGGGAUGAGUCAGAUCAUCAACCACAAGCUCAACGUGAUCUCCACGCUGGUCGAGUUCAGCAGCAUCAGCCGAGUGGAGUUGCUCUCGGAGUCGGACAAAGUCAGCCUCCUGCGCAUCUCACUGCACGACAUGAAGCCAUUUGCCUUACUGAUGGACUCUCUGGCAGCCAAAGACUUAGGGUGUCUGCUGGGAGGCUACUGCAAACUCCUGGUGGAUCCCAGUGUCAAUGUCUUCCGUCUGGGGCGCCCAAAAGUGAGGGUGCACCGGAUUCCUGCUGAAGAAGGUGUGUGUGGGAGGUUCGCCGUAGUAGAGGGCGUGUGCUAUGAAUCCCUAUCAAGUUAUGUGUCUCGCUGCUGUAGUGACUCGGACGACUCGACAGAUGACGACGACCCGAUGGAUUCACAGAACUACAAACGUCCGGACCCUGCAAGUCAGGACUGGGAAGAAAGGAGGAGAGAGGAGGAAGAAAAGAGGAGAGAAGAAGAAAGGAAAGAGAGAGAGGAGUACAAAGGAAAACAGGAAGUGAAAAUAAUAGUGACAAUAGAAGGUAAAGCAAAUGAGGGUGAAGAGGAGGGAGGAGCAACGGGAAAUGCACUGCGUACAUUUAGUGUCAUGGAUGAGGAAAUGAACCCGGAGACCCCCUGGUAUCACACUGACCCACGGGUCACCAGCAGUUUCUCCAGCUUAUCCAGCAGCUCCUUGAGUGCCGCACUAGAGGAGAGCAGCACCGCAGCUAAAGCCCCGUCUCGCAUAGAAGCACUUCGUGGACAACGCACGGCCGAGGACCUGCCCAGCUUGGACGUUCACCACCCCUUCCUCCUCGAGCCAAAACGCCAACAGGGCCCUCUGCGACCCACCAACCUCAAUUAUCGGGGCAAUGACAACUCUUGCCUUUGCUUCGCUGAUCUCUCCAAGGCCGAUUUCCUGCCAAGCCCGCCUGAGGCUACCAGCGACGAUGACGAUGAUGAUGAUGAGGAGAACGAAGAGCAAGGAGUGGAGCAACUCAGACGCAUGUCAAAGAUUCCUAGCUCGAGAGAUUUGAGAAUGAUUGACAGUAUACCCUUUGAUAGAUCCCCAAUUAGAAGAAAGAAAAAGACACCGCCGAAAGUUCCACUAAGGACAAGUUCAAUUCCCGGGCACAAGGCAGGAGAGGCUGAGCAGCGUCUCUCCAAGGACGAAGACAGUCUAUACCUGACACCUUCACCGAACCCUAAACCGGCUCUUUUGGUCAAAGACACUGUCUCAGAAUCUGAGGAUGAGUUUUUUGAUGCACAGGACAGAUUUACUCCCCCAGUUCCUGAUCUAUCAGAUGCUGAACUGGCCGACCGGCAAAAUGCUAAUCGGUUGAGUGGAACCUGGAAUGGUGUUUCAACUGCCCCAGGGAAAGAGCCUUCCUCCCCCCUUAGCAAUAAAGCCCAAACCUCUAAAACAAAGAAGGAAGUGGAGGCACUUAAAAGGCCCACAAAUCAUCUUACCAACCAACGUCCCAGUCCACCAAAGCCAUCACAGAAACCCGAAGUUAAAGUCAAACCACCCUUGGCACCCAAGCCCCAGCUGCCUCCCAAACCUCAGAUCAUUCCUCCUAAAUCCCCCAAGCACGGGAGAUCAUAUGCCCACUGCAACGGGGACGCCUCUGGACGUCUGUCCUCUGAACUCCUGGAAAUGGAGCCAGACACCAUGGAGUUCAAGUCUGUCACAUCUGGGGCGGGCGGACUGCCUCUGUCAUCACCUCUGAUCACAGCAGUGAGGUGCAGCAAGCAACCUGCAGCGAUCACGACACCACACACCGAGGAAAAGACAAAGAGGCAGGAAAAUGGCGCUCAUGUCAUUUACAAAAACAGAGCAAACACUCCUGAUAAAAAGGAAACGCCAAAAGUUGAGAGUCAAACCAAUGGGACUUCCCUAUCCUCAAAGAAACCACUAGACUUACCCCCUCUCCUUCUCUCUAAUUCAGGCCCAAAGCUAGCCAUCCCCCCUGCGGUGCCCCCAAAACCCACGUCUCCCACUAAUCUCCACCCUUUGUCACUACCUGCUAGCUCUCCUGUCUCCCCCACUGAUCCAAGCAAGGGGAUCUUCAAGGAUAGCAUAAAUACGCCAAAUGGAAUCCAUCCCUGGAGCAGCCGCAACGGCACCAUCCAGUCAGGACCCCGGAGGGUCUCUCUGAGCCAUGAGAGCCUUUCACCCAAAAACACAGAUGCACAAGUCACCCUUACCACAUCCCUCACCUCAACUAACUCUAACGAUGUCCGGGGCCUAGAAAGCAGAGAACAUGGAAGAUCUGGAUCAGGAUUGGACCUGAGGACCAGCUCCUCCAGCCUGGGGGGCAGGCUGCCAGCCUCUGCCCUGAGAGGGAGGAUCCAGUCUCUGCCUUGGUACAUGACCCGUUCACAGGAGAUUUUGGGAACUCUGGACUAUCCCUCCACGAGCUCCAUCAACGGAGACACAUCUGGAUUUGGCUCUGGUUUGUCUGUCGCCAGUGGUUUAUCAGAUUUAAACAGAACCCCUGUCAAGCAAAAAGAGACUAUUGUCUUUAAAUCAGGAGGGAAAGGGACAGUUUUAGAGGACGGAGCUGAGGUCGUCAUCGCCACCAUCAAAGAGGCCCAGGAUGUGACGUCACAUAUGAGAAGGGCCAAUGGGACGAAUGGCUCACACCCUAAUCUCACUGUUAAAGAUAAUAUUACGCACAGCGGCAGUGUCUCGUCAGAGCAGCCUCAGUCCCGGUCCCACUCAGCAGUCGGAUUGGGGGGCGUGUCCAGCAUGCAGAUUGGCGGAGACUCACCAACCUCCUCGCUGGCAGACAGCACUCCACCAGAACAGCACCGGGAGGCGUGUGGCUGCCGCACCGUUUACGCCAACUGUUUCAGUGGAGACACAGAGGACGGUGUCAGCUUUGACGAGGAACUCACCGUUUACGAGUUCUCCCGCCGCACGCGACCCAAACCUCCCCCGCCGGGACCGGCCCCUUCUCCUCCGAUCCCUGCUCCAAAACCUAAUAUCUUGUCUCUGCUGAAAGACAACCCACGCCCACUCUCUACCUUCUCCACCGCCUCGUCUGAACUCAGUCCCUUAGUGUCACGACCUGUUUCCCCCACAACCUCUUUCGGCGGUCCUCUUCGAUCGCUCUCCAACAAGAAUUACGGCGGGCUGAAGGGGGGGUUCGCCUCCCUACGUCAAGAUAUAGAACAACUUCUGCUGGUGCUAGAGAGCGGAGCCCUUGAGCAGCCACCACAAACAUUAUAUCAGGACUCAAAGCAGGAUAUAAAAGCAGGGCCUGAUCUAAAUCAUAACGGGACAGAAGACAGCGCUACCACAGCAGCGGUCUCAAGCUGUACUGGGGCCGGCUCUGUCACCAUGACGGAGGCUGAGAGGACUCUUCUCCAGGCGGAAGCUCGGCGCCUGGCGUCUGGGUGCCAGCGGGCCACGCGUGUGGGCUGGGCUCCUGAUGAAGCCUUACGCUCGUUAUCCAACAGCUUCAGUGCUCUGGUUCAGUUGUCGGUGGCCUGCCUGCGAACAAGCCCCUGCCCUGGCUGUGACAUUUGCCAUAACGCGAGUCUGGUUCACGGCGAUGAAGAGGAAGACAGUCAGGAGGCCAUGGCGAAGCUGAAGGAGAUCGUGGGUCUCUACAGGGAGUUUGUCGGGGCGGUUGAAACGGCAGGGACCGGUGCUGGAGGUAAGAGUGCUGGGGCAGGACUGGGUCAGGGGGAGAGUGACGGGGUGAGGCUGCUGGCCAAACGCUGCACCGUGCUCAUCUCCUCCGUAUUCGCACUCACACAGCUCUUCAGGACACACACACUAGACUCUUCGGAGACGCCCGGCCACGUACCUCUCAACUUUUGA